Molecule: messenger RNA, 1930 nt
Organism: Diospyros lotus (date-plum)
Lineage: Eukaryota; Viridiplantae; Streptophyta; Magnoliopsida; Ericales; Ebenaceae
Product: methylthioribose-1-phosphate isomerase
Exons: 10
Coding region: 477-1619 (380 amino acids)
Molecular function (GO): S-methyl-5-thioribose-1-phosphate isomerase activity
Source: RefSeq, a predicted model, not a curated record
GUACGAGCCUAUGAUAAUUGGGGUCUGGGUGGGUGAUGAUGAUGCACUUACACUUGGAUUGGAUGACUCGUCCAUAGAUCUCUGUAAAGCAUGACACGGAACAAAAUAACCGGCCCCUCCCCCCCCCCCCCCCCCCCCCCCCAUCUCUCUUUUAUCUCAUUCCCCUAACCUAAUCUGCUCCCCUUAGGAAAGGGAUACAAGAAAGAUUCUUUCUUUUUUAUGUUCUUGGUUCAAAGUUCAAACGACUUUUCUCUCUUCAGUGUACGAAUAUGUGCAGAGACUCACAUAUAUAUAUAUUUAUAUAUAAAGAUUAUAAGUAUCAUUAAUUGCAUUUGCUGUAGUGCUGCCAAAUUGUUCAAAGAAAGAAGCAACGUCGUCUCUCUCGUCUGGUUAGGGUGUGGGGUAUGGAACUGGAAAGCCUUUGAUAUCAUCAGUUAAUUAUUGGCGGCCCAAGUGUUCCGUUCCGUUCCGAUCGAAUGGCGCCUCCUGACUCGAACCUCGGGGACGAACCCGAAAACGGCUCAUCUCUUCAGUCCAUCCUCUACAAACGCGGCUCGCUUCAGUUACUCGAUCAGAGAAAGCUGCCUCUUGAGACCAUCUAUAUGGAAAUUCGAGAUUCAGCGGACGGAUGGCAUGCAAUUAGAGAUAUGGUGGUUCGUGGAGCACCUGCAAUUGCUGUAGCUGGUGCCCUUUCUCUAGCAGUGGAAUUGUUCAACUUGGGAACUUUUAACGGGUUAGCUGAAGAUGCAGCAGCUUUUGUUGCCAAUAAAUUGGAAUAUCUUGUCUCAAGCCGACCGACUGCUGUAAAUCUUUCAGAUGCUGCAACAAAACUUAACGAAAUCAUAUCAAAGGCAGUUGCCACUUCUUCAGAAGCCUCAGCUGUUUUCCAGGCUUACAUUGAAGCUGCUGAACUAAUGCUUAAGGAUGAUGUUGCUUCAAAUAAAGCAAUUGGAAGUUAUGGUGCUGGUAUACUUCAGCAACAGCUGAAAGACUCUAAGAAGCUGUCUAUUCUGACCCACUGCAACACUGGCAGUCUUGCGACAGCUGGAUAUGGUACCGCUUUAGGAGUCAUCCGUGCAGUGUAUGCCAAAGGAGUUCUUGAGAGGGCAUAUUGUACAGAAACACGUCCAUUCAAUCAGGGAUCCAGACUGACAGCUUUCGAGUUGGUACAUGAUAAUAUACCUGCCACUCUGAUCACAGAUUCAGCUGCUGCUGCACUUAUGAGAGCUGGCCGGGUGAACGCCGUCAUUGUUGGAGCUGAUCGUGUGGCUGCAAAUGGUGAUACUGCUAAUAAGAUUGGAACAUACAGCCUUGCUGUGUGUGCAAUUCAUCAUGGGAUUCCGUUUUAUGUUGCUGCUCCUCUAACAUCAAUUGACUUGUCGAUUUCUUGUGGGCAAGAAAUUGUUAUCGAAGAAAGGUCGGCGAGGGAAUUGUUGAAUGCACGGGGAGGACUUGGAGAACAAGUUGCUGCUUCUGGAAUCUCUGUUUGGAACCCAGCAUUUGACGUUACCCCGGCUUAUAUGAUUAGUGGUAUCAUUACAGAAAAGGGUGUGAUCGCGAGGAGUGAGAGUGACACAUUUGACAUAAGCAGUUUUGUGCAAAAGGCAACAACCAACUAAUAACAGGAGAGGCAUCUAUCUCUCCCCCCUUGGAAAAGUGUUCUGCCUCUGCCAUGCCUGCUCACUAUGCAUGUAUUGGCCUGUAAUAAUUAAUAUUCUGAAUUUAGUUAGUGGUCCGAGUGUAAGGCUUCGAACAGUAUCUUUUUUUUUUUUUUUUUAUUAAUUUGCUUUCUUUUUUUCAUUUCGAAGGCUGUACUUAUGAUAUCUAAGCAGACUUGUGAAUGAAUGAGAGCCGUUGGGUGUUGGCAUGGUAUGUAUGGUGGAGGUCCUCCCCCAACAUUCAAGAUAAUGGAACACUUGUUGAGCUAGGA